UCCAUCAUGAUCAUUUGUGUACUGCAUCGUCCGUAAAUUAUGAGAAAAUAAUACAAUAUAAUAUAACAUAACUAUUGAUUUUUAAUAAUAAAUAAAAAUGAAUUCCAUUAAAAAUGUAUAAUUCCAAGAAUAUAAAUAAGAAGAUAAACCAUCCGAUGACGUAAAUACUCGAUAGGAGGAUUGGUUUUUUUCACCAGAAAAAUACCGGUUUCUAGAGUUCCACAAACUCCUUGAAACCAUCACCAUGGAGUCGCCAGCCCUGAAGGACGUGCCCCUCCCGGAUGACAUCCCCUCAGACACGUCCACCCCUCACUUAAAUGACAGAUCAGAGACCCCAGAUAGCAAUCGAGGCGCCGAUUCAGUAUCUUCAAGCCCCAAGAUCUCGAAGCCAGUGCUUGGCAAGGCCCAGGCAAAAAAGAGACUGAUGGCUUUUGCCAAAUUCAACGUGUCCGUUAAACAAGCCCUAGAAAAAUCAAAGGAGAAACUUCAGUCAAGCCUCUCUAAAGAAUCACACCAGAAGUCGAAAUCAGAGGUCCCUAAAGGGUCGGGAAACCCAGAGCACCCACUGGAUCAUCCUGCUGACUCAGAGGACGACCAAAAAUCCCAGGUCUCGAUAAAAAAAUCGAAAAAACAUUCCGAGAGAAAGCUCCCAGCGAUCGAGGAAAUAAUUCAAGAGGAGUCACGACAGAAGCAGAUAAUAGCUGGUGAAAUUAUUGACAAAGCCUCGACACUUAAUAAAUUCCCUUCUAGACUCCAAAAUGAUCCCCGAGGGCGUGACUCUGGCCACAGAUCUAGAGAGAAUCGUUCCAGAAGCGGUUGGGAGGACUCCAGAAGGUACAACCCUCGAUUCAACGACAAAAAAUCUUCCCACAGAAACUUUUUCGGAUCCUCAGAUUCUUCGAGAAGACGAAGAACUCCGGAAAAAGAUCGAGGCAGAAGCAAGCGAGAGAGACGUCGAAGUUUUUCUCAAGAUGAUCAACAUCCAAAGCCCAAAGACACGGAGUGUCCCAAAAAUCCAGAGCCCUCAGCACAAGAAAUCGAUCUUAUAAAAAGAGACAGAAGGUCAGCCAAUAGUAGCAGAAGUCUCUCAGAGACGGAGAGCAAUUGGAGAUCAUUCAAGUCCCAGGGGAACGUCAUCAGAAGUAAUAUACCAUUUGACGACUCCUUAAGUUUUGCUGGAGUUGAUCUAAAAUCGAAAAAUCCUCAGGAGUACAAGAAUCAUUUUGACCAUAUGCUCAUGGUGGGUGAUUGCAAGUCCCCCCGAAAUUCAGUACUCAUCAAUGGCAUUGACAGUUGCGUGAAGGAAUAUCCGCCUGAGUCCAUCAGGAUCACCAAGAAGUGCAAGGGAAUGUUCUACUCCGAGAAUCCCAAUAUUUCCUUAUUUUUCAGUAAAAGCAAAUUAUCACAGGUAUUGCCUCCUGAGAGAUAUAGGAUCAUGAGAGAAAUCAGUGAUGGUGAAUGCAAGAAUCUGGAAACUUAUGAGGCCCCAGUCAUCAGACAUUGGUACAAGAAAUUUGACAGUAAUGGAAAACUGGAGAUUUUGAGAAUUCCUGCUUUGAUGGAUAUUGUCCCUCAGGUGAGUUUUCCUCCCAAGUCUAGAUGGGAGGAGGAAGAAGAAUCGAAACGUCAGGAGGACCAUCUUCUUCAGGAGUAUGUCGAGGAAGUGCUUGACAAAGCUGUUGAGAGGGUAACAACACCUGAGAAAGAAAAAAUCGCUGAUGUUAUGGAAGAAGGGGAGAUUGAGGAAGAGGUUGAUGAAGAAAUGACUGGUGGACUAGUUUCUGAGUACGAGGAGUUCAUGAAGAUGGUGAGCACUGAGCCUGAGACUUCUCCAAAAGAUUCAUCGUUGUCUCAAGAGAUGUCCAGUGUCAAAGAGUCGAGGGAUAUCGUGAAAACUGCUGUAUACACGUCUAAGGAAAUUGAGAAAAUGGAAAAAAUUGAAGAAGACCAUCACGAAUUACCUUUUGAGGAUUCUGAAGGAAAGAAAAUAACUCUUCCAAAGGGAGAAACAAUGAAAAUUUCAGCAAAUAUGACAGUUGAAGGGGAACAACUUCUGAAGUCUCCAGAAACUCCAAGAAUGAAGGAAUUUAAGAGUCACGGUGUCGAAACAAAAUCCCACAAGAAGUCCUCGAAGAAAAAGACAGCAACAUCGACAGAGACAAGUGACUCUUCGAGUUCGGAUUCAGAGUACGAAAGGCGCAAGCGAAAACGGAAGAGGCAAAGAAAAAAGAGGCGAUCGAGGGAUUCCAGCAGCUCCAGCAGCACUAGUGAUGAUUCCAGCAGUGAAGACAGUCCCAGAAGGCGAAGAAAGACCUUUAAAAAACAAAGGAAACACAAGAAGCUGAAACUGCGAAGAAAGAAAUCGAGGAGAGACUCAUCGGAUUCUGACUCCAGUAGUUCACCAGAAAGAUCACUCAAACGGAAGAGGAAGAAGAAGAAAGUCGUCAAGCGUUCAAAGACUUCCAACCGAGAAGACUCGAGAUCGUCAGAGACGCAAAAACUUCAGAAGAUAAAAAAAGAAAUAGAAGAAGAAGACAUGCCCCUGGAGAAAAAUUCUAUUUCAAUUACCACCGAGACUUCGCAUGAAACUGAGCCUCAAUACAUCCAAGACAUUGUUAUUAAAAUAGAAAAGGACAAAACUCCAAGUGUUUCCGAACAAGAGGAUGGCGAAAUAAAUGAGGAAAUCGACGAGAAUCAGAUGGAAUCAUCAGAAUUUCAACUUGAAAAGGAUCAAAUUCAUGAACAAGAGAUGACAGAUCCAGAGAAAAUAGCUUUAAUUCCGAUUCCCGAAGGAGCCCAUCCUCUAGAAGCUUUAAGGCCUGAAGAAAUCCCUUUGCCAUCGGCUCCAGAGCCUUCCAGAGACAUUCACCUUCCCCCAGAUGACACCCUGGAAGAGGAACUCUUGGAGAAGAAACGAGAGAUCGAACUCGAGCUACUGAGAACCCGAAAAUCUCCGAAUAGACACAAAAAACGACGAAGUGUAUCGACGAGCAGUACUUCAUCUUCCACCAGCUCCAGUAGCUAUUCCUCAUCCUCUAGCAGUGUCGGGGAAUCUGCGACAGAAAAGAAUAAGAGUCACAGCAAGAAAUCCCACAGUCGAAGAAAAUCCUCGGAGAGGGUCAAGAAACCCAGGAAAUACUUGACGGAAUUUGACUUUGAUUUUCCUUCUCUGACGCAGCUUGAGCAGGGGAGAGGUACAUUGAUAGACGACUGGGAGGUCGACUCCAUGGAGGCUGUCAACGACCUCUUGAAAGAUAAAUCGAAGAAACACAGGAAGAUCGAGAAGGAAGUGAAGUAUGACGAAAAAACUGAUACUUAUAUUGCUGUUGAGAAGGAAAUGAUCAAAGAGAAUAAGAAGAAACUGAGUGGAAGGGUUUGUCUGAGGAUCUGGGAGGAUGAGGAGGAGGAGGGAGAACGAGAGGCUUUGCUCAUGGAGACGGUAAAUCCUGGCAAGAAGUCAGCCGACGCUGCGGUUAUUGGGACUGUAGAAACGUCUCUUGCUGAUCUGAAGACGAAAGAAACAAUAAAAUCUAAUGAGCGAAUGGAUAAAUCUGAGGAGAGAGAGGAUACGCUGCUCGGUACACUUCAGGAUCUUUUCACAGUUAAGGAAAAGUCUGCAGGAGUGAGGAAGGCCGAAUGGGAGAGCAAGUCUUCAGAAUUAUCUAUCGCUACGGAUCCUCCCACUCCAGAAGGUCCACUGGUUCCUGUCAAUUGGGAGGAAGAGGAGGAAUGGACGAGUUCGUUGAACCUUGUUGAUGUCAGACCAGUGCCUCCAGCCACUUCUGAAUCAAAACUCGAGCCUCUGAGUUUUAAACCUGAACUUAAGACUGUAAUCGAGAAAAUUGGAGAUCUUCCUGAAGAAAAGGACCAUCUUUACAGUCCAAGUUCUCCAGCUGAUUCUCACAAAUCUGAACCUGCAGAUGAUAUUUCAGAGUCUAGUGAAUCAACUUCCGAGACGUCCUCGUCAGAGUCAUCGUCAGAACCUCCUGAUUCACCUAAAACUGAACCAAUCAAAGAUCAAGUAUCUCGAAUUCACGAAAUUGAAUCGUCCACUCCUCCUUUAGUUCUUUCACCCAAAACUGAUGACUUCCUUCUGGGAAAAUCACCAGAAGACCCUUCCAAGAAUGUUCUCCAUCAGCUCAAACAGGAUAUGUUCUCGAAGUUACGAGAUCAGGAAUUCGAUAAAAUUCAGAAAGAUUCGGAAGCCAGUGUGGCACUCAAAAAGUCCCCAAAAAUGUCAUCAGAAGGAGGAGAAAGAUUGACUCCAAGGGUAUCACCAGUGGAGUCUCUUUUAAAAACAAAAGAAGUAUUCAUGAAUACAUUUGUCGAAAUCACUCCCCAAACAUCACGAUCGUCGACAACUCCAGAUCGUCGUAAAAUAUCACCUAGAGAUUCAGAUAAAGCAAAACCUAGAAUUUCUGAGGAGAGAACGAGUAACUCCAGCCACAGGAGUAAUAAAAGUUCCGUGAAAGAGCCAGAGAAGUUAAAAACGGAGGAACGAAGUCGUAGAGACUGUUCACUCUCACCGAGGAGAAGAUCUCCAGACAGAAGACAUUCAGAAAAAAGGCGGUCGCCCUCUUGGAAGAGAAGACAUAGCAGGAGUAGAUCGAGAAGCUGGUCCAGGAGUCGAAGCAGAAGUCCUAGCAGGAGAGAUAGACAGAGGAGGUUUAAACAUGCGGGAGAAGGUCGAGAGAGGUACAGCCCUGGAAGACUACGGGGGAGGGAGAGGAGAGAGAGGGACUGGAGUUUGGAGAAGUCUUCGGAUAAGACUUAUGAUCCUCUGGAGAUCUUCAGAGGGAGUAAAAGGUUCGCGGAGACAAGAAGGGUAGAAGCUCCGAGGGAGGCAGGUAACUCUCAAGAUGUUUAUGACAUCCGACCUCUGCUGGAAUUGACUUUCGACGACAGGGAUUUCCAGAGGGAGAGUCUCGACAGAGAAAUGAACGAAGAGCCAGUCAUUCCAUCCUUGUGUCCUGAACUCGAGCUCAAGUGCAGGAAUCAGAGGGAAUGGGAUCAUCGAGAGAGUGAGAGGGUGAGAAGAAGGUCACCAGGAAGGAGAUCCCCAUUGAGAAGGUCUCCAGUCGGAAGAUCGCCUGGCCGAAGGUCUCCAGGAAGACGAUCUCCGGGGAGAAGAUCUCCAGGUAGAAGAUCCCCAGGGAGAAGAUCCCCUGGAAGGAGAUCGCCAGUGAGGAGAUCACCAGAGAGAAGAAGGGAAAGAGAGAGGAAAAGAUCGCCUAGGAGGGAAAGGGAAAGGGAAAGAGAUAAAUUCGUGCCCAGGUCGGGAUCGAGGUCCUGGACGAAAUCUAGAUCGAGGAGUCCUAUAAGAUCGAGAAGUCCUCUGAGAUCGAGAAGUAGGGACAGAUCAGCAUCGCGGGAGAGAUCGAGGUCGAGUCGACAGAGUUUGGAGAGGACUAGAAGAAGAUCGAGAUCCAGAUCACUGUCUCCACGGAGACGAAGACGUGAAGAGAGAUUCAGAAGUUCCAGUGGGGAUAGGGGGAGAAAAAUAGAGACGAUUGUACAUCCUCCAGGAAUGAAUCCUCCGGCACCGGAGGAAGGUGGGGUGAUGGCAAAUGAGGGUCUCCAGGCCGCUAAUUUCAGGUAUCAACCCGACCAAGACUUUGCGUACUUCCCCAGCAAUAAUCUUACUUACCCUCCAAGAGUAGAAGACUCUUCAGGCUCUCCAAAACGUCUGUCUCUUGACGAUCGUCUGGAACUUGAACUUGGAAUAAAAAAAUCCCAGGAGAUUCCAGCAUACAGGGCUGCAAUUUAUCCCCACAUGAUGGCUGCCGGAUCAAUUCCACUGCCACCGCAUCCAGGACCUGUAGCUUUUCACCGACCUCCAACAGUUUUACAAGUGGGUAAUGUUCUUCAAGUGGUACCCAGGGACUAUCAGCCUGCUGGAGUACCCCCAGUCAAUCGUUCGGACAUUCCUCCUUCACCAGUACCAUCAGCUGCCAACGGCAACCGAGUCCUCAGGGUUGGCAAUGUUCUCCAGGUGGUGCCGACGACCAACCUAGACUGGACUGCCACUGGACCCACUCCUGUUGGCAUGGACAGACCACCUCCAGUAUAUCCCACUCCUCCAGUUGCUAGUGUCCCAUCAUCCCCUCAUCCUCUUCCUGUCCCUCUCCCCCAAGUAUCGACUCCUACUCCUCUACCUAGAUUGACCGUCCCUAAGCCACCACCUGUACCUCAACCUGUUUAUAAUUACGAAGCGAUUAUAGAAGCCAGGAAGAAGGAGAAGGAUGAGAGGCGAAAAUUGAGAGCUGAGAAGAGGAAUGAGAAGGAGAACAGGAGAAUAAUAAGGAUGAGGAAGAGGGCUGAAAAGAUUCUCGAUAAAGUUUCUCGAGGUAAUGAGACUGUAGAAGAGACGUCUGAGAUUUCAGAGGAUGUGAGCAAGCUGAUUGAUGAGGAAGAGGAAGAGAGUGUUGCAGGAACGUUCAUUGAAGCUACUGGAGAUGUGAAAGAGUUUGGAGGGGAUUAUGAUGAGGACGAGGAGGUGGAUCUUGAGGGAGAUGUCGAUGAAGAUGAUGAGGAGGAUGAGAUUGAGGAGAGUGAGGAGGAGCAGGAGGACGAAGAGAGCAAGUUGAUACCAGCACUGGGGGACCUGAAGGAGUGCAAAAGCAAAGUCGAUGUUGAAGGGGAUCUUGGCGUUCUUCCUGCUCCGAAGAAGGGAAUUCUGGUUCCUCCUGGACAGUGGGCGAAUCGAUUGCUCAAUGGAGAUGCUGAGGAGGAGGCGGAGAAAAUUGAUGCACCUGAGGUUUCGGUCGAAGGACAGGGAGAGAUUCGCUGUGAGGCACUUGGCGAUAACGAAGUGAGGGAGGAGAGGGAGGAAAGGGAGAAGAAAUUGAGGACAAGAAGGGCGAGAAGGAAGGCUGUGCAAUUCGCUGAUGGAGUGAAACCUGGGGAGGGGACAAGUCCCAGUGGUGGUGAGGGAGACAUGCCCUCACCUCCGCCACCUGCUUCAGCAUCAAUUAAUGAUCCUGUUAGGGAAAUGGUGAAGAAGAGGAUGAGAAAAAGGGAGAGGAAAAAACCGAAGAGGGUUAAGGCGCCCAAGACUAAGAAGAAGGUGAAGGUGAAGAUAAUCAAAUUGAAAAAACCAAGAAUAACACCUCUGACAGCCUUGAUGUUGGACGAUUCAGACGAGAUGGACGAUCGAUCACCUCCUCCACCACCUUCAGGCUCACCACCUCCUCCUCAUCUGUGGCCAAGUUAUUUGGCUGCUUACAGUGCAACUCUUAAGACAGUGGAACCUGAUGUGUCACCUCCAAGUGCAACACAGUCUACACCACCUCCCACCCCCUUACCCCUUCUUGUACCGCCCCCUCCACUCAAUUACACCAUUCAACCCCUCAACAAAGCUUGAAGGAAUUGUUGAGGUUUACCUAGACUAACAUUCACUCUGGAUGUUUUAAGAUUAAAAGAUGUAUAUAGAGUAUUUUUAAUUGUUUUUAUUCCGUUCUGUAUAUCCUAAUAUGACAUUCUGUCUAUCACUUAUCUAUUUUUUGUAUGACAGAAAUGAUUUUCAUUGAUUAAACGUGUUAGGAACUUGUUGUGUUGAAACCUCACGAUGAUUUCAAUAAAAUGUACGACUUUUAUCAAAUUUUUCCACAUUUAUUGUUUUGUAUUUUUUGUAU
Fopius arisanus is the source of this 7634-nucleotide messenger RNA. RefSeq names its product serine/arginine repetitive matrix protein 2. The transcript is spliced from 2 exons. The record is from RefSeq and is a predicted model, not a curated record. The coding region runs from base 245 to 7363 and encodes 2372 amino acids. NCBI's taxonomy places the organism in Eukaryota, Metazoa, Arthropoda, Insecta, Hymenoptera, Braconidae.